CUCUCGGCGCUCCAGUAUUCAGUUGAACCGUGGCUGCCGAAGUGUGGAGAACAAUUUUUUCACGUGCUAGUGACUAUUACAUGUUUGUAAACAUAAUUAUUUAAUUAUUACCGCAAAAUUGGUACUAAGUAGUUGAAUUAAUACAUAACGAUAUCACAAUGGCAUCCAACAGAGCAGCCAAAUCAGGAUUCGCCGCUGAGGCACAAAGAAAGAUUAAUAGCAAAUAUAGUGAAGAACUAGCUCAAGAGUCUCUACAAUGGGUAAAAACAAUUACUGGAGCAGAUAUAAAUACAAGUGGAGAUAUGGAUAAUUUUUAUGAAACAUUGAAGAAUGGAGUACUUCUUUGCAGACUGGUAAAUGAACUCAAAGUAGGAUCAGUGAAAAAAUUUAAUGAAUCUACCAUGGCAUUUAAAUGCAUGGAAAAUAUCAAUGCUUUCCUAGAAGCAGCUAAAGCACUUGGAGUACCACCCCAAGAAACCUUCCAAACUGUUGAUCUCUGGGAACGACAAAACCUCAACUCUGUCGUCAUUUGUCUACAGUCACUCGGAAGAAAAGCUGGAAAUUACGGAAAGCCAAGUAUUGGUCCCAAAGAAGCCGACAAAAAUAUCCGUCAAUUUACCCAGGAAGUAUUAAAUGCUGGACAACAGGUAAUUAGUCUGCAAUAUGGCAGUAACAAAGGUGCUACCCAGAGUGGUAUUAAUUUUGGAAAUACUCGACAUAUGUAAAUGAUUGAAAUGUUUUUUUUUUUUUUUAUGAAAAUAUUAAAGUAAUCAUUUUUAUAUUAUUUUGUAAAAAUCUGUGAAUUGGUUGACAAAUUAUUAUUUAUAAAAUAAUAAGAUUUAUGGAUUGGCAAUACAUAAAUAAGAGUAUCGCUAACUGAUAAUGGAUCUAUGAACACAAAAAAAGGAUCAUAAAAUAUUUUUAUGUUUUUUCCAAAAUUAUUUAUCAAUUAACAUUAAAUUUAAUAAUUGCAAUAUUUGCUAAAAAAGAAGUUCUAUGAAUAUAAGAACUCUGUCAGCAAUAGGUACAUUCAGAUAAUAGUAUCUAAUUGAAGAAAAACUCAUAAAAGACAUUACCGAUGUUAUCAAAAUAAAAUGCACAGUUAUUUAAAAGAUAGUUGAAGUUUAGAAAUAAUUACAGAAUUUCUAUCUAAGUUAAUGAAAUCAAAGUAUUUUAAAAACAUUCGUUGUUUACACUAUUGCCUUAAAGUUUCACCAAAUUAUUUGGUUGUAAACAUUUUGCAAUCAAUAAUUAUGAAUUAUGUAUUUUCUUAUUAAAAUGUACAUUCCUUAAAUAAUUGUGAAUACUUAACAAAUAUUAUUGACUGUUAAAUCAAUAGAUGUCAAUUAUAUUCUUCCAAAGGCCAAAAUGUGAAAUGAACUAAAUAAAGUUUGAUAAAUAAACUUUGUUAAUUUUUAAUCAACAUUGAUAACGUUAUCUCUUUUCUAGUGUUAUUAAAUAACAAUAAAAAGUCAGUAUGAAUAAAUCCAUGAUAAAAUAUUGUCUUGUAUGAAAAUGAAAUAUUAUUGUUAAGUGUCACAUCUUGAUAAUCAAAAUUUUUCAAUAGAAAACCUGAUUAGUGUGUGAAAAAAAAAUAAUAUACUAUGAACAACAUUACUACAAAUGUAAACGAAACAAAAGACAUU
Molecule: messenger RNA, 1646 nt
Organism: Chelonus insularis
Lineage: Eukaryota; Metazoa; Arthropoda; Insecta; Hymenoptera; Braconidae
Gene: Chd64
Product: calponin 3
Exons: 4
Coding region: 159-725 (188 amino acids)
Biological process (GO): actin filament organization
Cellular component (GO): actin cytoskeleton
Molecular function (GO): actin filament binding
Source: RefSeq, a predicted model, not a curated record